Messenger RNA from Clonostachys solani, 3858 nucleotides. Lineage: Eukaryota; Fungi; Ascomycota; Sordariomycetes; Hypocreales; Bionectriaceae. The record is from the annotation of a GenBank genome assembly.
AUGACAUCGGCUCAGGAAGAAAAAGCCAUUUUGGCUCAGAAAUUAAACCAGCCUCCUGCUGGCACUACACAGACUGACUAUGCGGCCGAAGCACUCGUCACAGAUGGCUACAUGAUCCAGGAUUUGGUGCCUCCCGACGAGGAGCCGCCAGCCUAUGGCGACCUACACGACCAAAUGCAGUUUUCCCAGCCGGGGGUUGAAGCUGGCGCUGUGGUAAACGACGUUGGUCGUGUUAGCAUCUCCAUCAAUACCAAGAACAGGUUGCUCGCCGACCUUCUGGCGCCGACUUUUCGCGCCCAGGAGAGAGCCUAUUCCUCACCUGCACUCCCCCCAGCUUACAUCCCGCCAAGUCUCGGCGGCCAGCCAGGCCAACCUCGUCCCCCGCGGAUGAACGUUGUUGUCCAGAUCGUGGGAUCUCGCGGUGAUGUCCAGCCCUUUGUGGCGUUGGGGAAGGUGUUGAAGAAUACCUACGGUCACCGAGUUCGUAUCGCGACCCACCCCAACUUCCAGUCGUUUGUGGAAGAGAAUGGCUUGGAAUUCUUCAGUAUUGGCGGGGACCCGGCCGAGCUCAUGGCUUUCAUGGUGAAGCACCCAGGGCUGAUGCCAGGAUUUGGCGCGAUCAAGAGCGGCGAGGUUACGAAACGUCGGAAAGGAAUUGCGGAGAUGCUUCUUGGUUGUUGGAGAUCAUGCUUCGAAGCUGGUGAUGGACUUGGUCCAGCAGUGCCUCCCCAUCGAGACGAACCAUUGGAUUUUUCACAAGGAUUGCCUUAUGAUGACGGCCGGGAUCAUUUUGUCGCAGAUGCCAUCAUUGCUAAUCCUCCGAGUUUUGCACACGUUCAUAUUGCGGAGAAGCUUGGUAUCCCACUCCACAUGAUGUUUACCAUGCCUUGGUCACCGACUAGAGCAUUCCCACAUCCUUUGGCCGAUAUCAAAUCGUCCAAUGCCGACGAAGUCCUCACACAGUAUCUCUCAUAUGCCCUCGUCGAAAUGAUGACUUGGCAGGGCCUGGGAGAUGUCAUCAACAGAUUCAGAGAAAAGGCACUGGACCUGCCCCCACUCUCAAUGAUCUGGGCUCCGGGUCUUUUGAACAGAUUAAAGAUACCAUAUACAUACUGCUGGUCACCAUCCCUGAUACCAAAACCCAACGAUUGGGGUAAACAUAUUGACAUCUCAGGUUUCUACUUCCUUGAUCUCGCGACGAAUUUCACACCCGACCCCGAACUCGCCGCUUUCUUAGCAGCUGGCCCGCCGCCAGUUUAUAUUGGGUUCGGCUCCAUUGUUGUUGACGACCCGAAUGCGCUGACGCAAAUGAUCUUCGAAGCUAUUCGCACCACUGGCGUACGAGCUCUGGUAUCGAAAGGCUGGGGCGGUUUAGGAGCCGACGACGUCGGGAUCCCGGAGGGAGUGUACAUGCUGGGCAACGUGCCCCAUGACUGGCUCUUCCAACAUGUCUCCUGUGUUGUCCACCAUGGCGGCGCUGGUACUACAGCCGCAGGCAUCAAGGCUGGCAAGCCAACAUUGGUCGUGCCCUUUUUCGGAGACCAGCCUUUCUGGGGUGCCAUGGUUGCACGGGCUGGAGCCGGCCCUGACCCGAUCCCUUAUAAGCAACUGACUGCACAGAAGCUUGCCGAUUCCAUCUCUUUCUGCAUCCAGCCUGACACCAUCGAGAAGGCGAUGCAAUACGGGGACAAGGUGAGAAACGAGAAGGGUACUGAUGUUGGCGCUCAAUGCUUCCACAACCACUUGGAUGUUGAGUCGCUCCGGUGCUCUCUUGCCCCGAGCCGCACGGCUAUUUGGCGACUUAGAAGGUCUAAAGUUCGGCUCAGUCCACUGGCUGCGGCAACGCUCGUUGAGCAAGGCGCUCUGCAGUAUACUGACCUGAAGCUAUAUCGACCGAAGGAGCACAACACUGACGAUCAACCCCCCGACCCGAUCUCUGCUGCGGCAUGUUCUCUCGUAGCGGAUGCGAGUGGAAUCGGAAUGGCGAUUGCAGACAUGCCUCGUGAGCUGUUCCGGACUCGUCGAAAGGAGUCGGAUGUAUUCGACACGCCGGAGCGACGUGCUUCUCCCGAAGCGACCACGCCCCCGGAGAUCAACAUAUCACCCAGUGCAAAUCAAAGUCAGGAGAAAGGCCUCGGGCUGUACGACGAGAAACAGGGAGACGGGGAAACCAAGUCGUUGAUCACCACUGAAACUGCCUCGACCGCACCUCAACCUAGUGAAUCCCAGGUUUCUCUGCUCGAUAGCGCAUCGCUUCUUACAACCUCUGCGACCACUGUUUCAAACUCGAACGACCGCCCAAGAACACCAGGCUCCCGGGAUAGUAGGCGACAAGGGAUCAGGCGUGACUCAUCUCCCAGGGCGAUUGGGAUGGACGCUGCCGUCGGUGCUGGGAAGAGCGUCGGUAAAAUCGUCACGACCGGAGUCAAGUCCCCGAUGAACUUCUGCCUCGGUCUCGCAAAGGGAUUCAGGAACAUUCCUCACUUGUAUAACGACACGACGGUCAGACCUGUUGAGAAGGUGACGGACAUCCCCACCGGGAUCAAGGUCGCUGGCAAGGAAUUCGGCUACGGCCUCUUUGACGGCAUAUCUGGCCUGGUCACACAGCCUCUCAAAGGCGCAGAGAAGGACGGUGUUGGUGGCUUGGUCAAGGGAGUUGGCAAGGGUAUCGGUGGUUUGGUAACAAAGCCAGCAGCAGGUUUCUGGGGCAUACCGGCCUACACAAUGCAGGGCGUCCAUGCUCAAGUAUCAAAGCUGUUUGCGAGAAGCAGCCAGAACCACAUCGUUUCCGCCAGGAUUAUUCAGAGUCAGCGAGAGUUGAGGAGCUCGACGAUUGAGGAGCGGAACGACAUCAUGGUUCGAUGGGAGGCCGGCGAGUUUGACCUGAAGCGUUUCCACCACUGGCAGAAGUCGGACAGGUCGCAACAGAAAUCUCCAGCUCCUGGCACAUCGCCUUACGCUCAAAGCGGCGGAAUUCCGCGCGGGAACUGGAUCAACUCUAUCAACUCCUUCGUCCCCGGCCUGGAUGAGAAGCUGAGCAAAUUCCCGGUCGACUUGAGUAAGCUCAUGAAGCCCAGCAGCAGCAGCAGCAGCGGGUUCACCUCGCACACUGGCUCAACCGUUUCGCAAACCUCGACAGAUGCCGAGUUUGAGCGCGCCAUCCAGGCAUCUGUGCGGGAGACGUCACGAGGUGAUGCGAGGGAGGAUGCCAUGAUCGAGGCGGCCGUUCGCCAUAGUGUCAUUGCAGUACGCAAAAACGGCGAGCUUCCCGACCCCGUGAUCAAAGCGGCAGACAAGAAUUACUCGAUCUUCGAGGAUAAAGAGUACAAGGUCACGGACGAGGAGUAUCAGGCUCUCAUCGAAAAGGCCAUCCAGCAAAGCCUGGGCGCCGCCUCGGAAGACGUCCCCCAGCCUCAAGAGGCAGGUUCUUCAAGGCAGAAACAGGCGGCAGUUCAGGAACAGCCCCUCCUGGAUACGAAGGCCUCAGUUCCGGCGGAACAGGCUGUUACGCAAGAACCCUAUGACGCCGAGCUGCAGCGAGCCAUCGAAGCGUCCCGGCAUCCGCCGGCGCUACCUCCUCGGGAAAGCCCAACAGAAGAGGAUGAGUUUGAGCGGGCCAUUGCCGCUUCCAAGGAGGAGAUGGAGCGGGAGAAGAGCCAGAGGACGGAGGAAGAUGUUGUCCUCGAGUAUAUCAAGAAGCAGAGUCUGGCGGAGGAGGAAUACCGGCGGCAGAUGAAUAAGGGUAAGGAGAGGGCGCCCGACGAUGGGCAGGAAGACGAGGACCUGAGAAAGGCGCUGGAGGAGAGUCUCAGGAUGAGCGGGCGCGAUGGUGGACCUUCUGGGGCGUCUGGAGCUUGA